CCCCCCGCCUCGCGCAGGAUCCUACCGGCCGGAGCAGCGCGUGCCGGAUCCAGCCUCGACCCCGAGCUCCAUCUUCUUCCCCGCCGAGCCACCCGACGGCCGUCUCCCUUCGGCGAACCGGCCACCUCAGAGUCCAAGCAGUUCGGGCGUCGCUCCUCCGCCUCCUUCUGGCUGCCCUCGGCGACGCUCUCCGCCACCACUCCGCCUCGUCCCGGUGGGUGGUCCGACACCGCUGCGUCCAGCGGUCCAACCCCGACGCUCUAGGCCGAUUGGGGUUUCGAACCGGUGAGCAACAGAGGUCAGGUGCAAGGAAGUAAACAACCCACAAAACAACACAAGCAAGAGAUCAACAGGUUCAGCAAACAAUCAGGUUCAUCAAGGAGGGGCAAGAACAGGCAAGAUCCCAAAAAGGUUGCUUCAAUCGCUAUUGGUUCAGUGAGUGCUCUCUGCCAUGGACAUGUCACUAUUGAGAAGCGUGAUAUUGCUACAUAAAUCCGGUGACCACGAGGGUGCGCUUGGCUCCAUCAACGAGCUCGUUAAGGCGGUCUACAAUAGAAGUGGGAAUGUGAUUCACAGUGAUUUGGCUGCACUUCUCCUCGGCACACAACUUCAGCUCUUAGCAGCCCAGAGUGCUGACGAGCAAGCUAGGAAAUAUCAUCUUCAACGCGCUGAAGAUUAUCUUUGCUACGCCAAGGAUAUAGGCUCCAAUUGCACUGCAGCACAUGGAAUGCGCGCUGCUGUGCAUUUGGAGAACUACAGAAUGGAACAAGCAGAAGCCGUAAUUUCCGAUGCAUUAAGGCUUUCUUACCCAGAUGAUCCAAAUGAUCUUCGUGUCGACCUCACUGAUAGUUCUCACAUAUACAUUGGUGAUGUUUCUGAUCUGAAAAUCACUGAGUCUGUUAUAACAGUUCAACCAAUAGACAAUGAAGCCAAACGGGUGAUGGUUGCAAGGCACAAGAUCCGGGAAUUCUGCAAUGAACAUGUUCGCCGUAUUCAUAUUGCAGGAGCACGAAGUAUAUUGAUCACUAACUAUGACUGUAAGAUUUUAAGGAUGAAAAAACAAAGUUUGUACUGUUACAUUGGCGAGGUUAAGUUGUGUGGACUUUCUCAGUUCCGUGGUAGAAAGGCUACCAUUUUCUGUCUUGGAGAUAAUGUAGCACAAUAUCUACAUGAUUGUCUAGUAUCCAUCAGUCAUCCUCAUAUUCUCAGCAGUUUAGGCCAUGGCCGAGGACUUGGAAGCUACUCAAUGAAUACAUUUCUGGCAGUCCCUUUUUUCAGUGCUACAUUUCGCACCUAUCUACAAAGCAUAGAGUUGUCUGUUUAUAUGGACAGAUACACAGAUGAGUUUAUCAUCUUGGUCAGCCAUAUUGUAAAAGCUAUAUUGGGACUGCACAGCCUUGGCUACUGUUGCAAAGAUAUGGAGGCAGAUCAUAUAGUUGUAGUAGAAGAAAAUAAGUCCAUAUCCGCCAAAAUUUGGCAUUUCAAGAAAUGUUCAUCUGAUGAAGAGAAAACAGGCGACUGGAAACUCCUUGGUGAACUGCUCAAUACAAGCAAGCUUAAGAGUGACGAGAAUUCGGACCUUUGUGCUAAGCUCUGUAAAGCAGAACUAAGGGGACUGGAUAUAUUGGCACACAGUGCUCUGUUGACAGCGAGGAAGAAACUUCAAAAUGUCCUCACGUUGUUCAAGUACCAGGAAACUGACUGGAAAACUGCAAACUCACCAGGGGCACCGAAUUGGCUUGAUGACAAAUUUGACUUUAGUCCAAAAAUGCCAUUGUGCAUUCAUCAGUCCCAGUCUUUUAAAAGCUGCCCAAUUCAAACUUUCAGAACAUUCACCGAAAAGCUUAGAGAUGUAAUUGAGCAUGAAGUGGACUAUCUGCCGCUCAGUAUGGUCGACUACAUCACUUUUAAAGACAGGGAGCAAGGUCGAAAGGAGGAAGAUUUCGAGUAUUCUUUAAGGCAUGCUUGGCCUAAGGAGUUUCUGAAAAUACAAAACUUCGUUAGAGAGAAAAAACUCACCUACUAAGUAUUUAAAAGGUAUUGGUGCCAGGAAGCUUUACUAGCUUGACAGAGAACACCCUGUCUCUGAGGAGCAUCCUUUGAGUUUCUAAGCUCCCUGGGAAUGCCUGCCUGUGGUGCAUUGAGGCGUUGGACGGCGCUCGUGGGCCCAUUUAGAGAUCUUUUGCUCCCGUUAUUGUCUUGCUCGUGGGCCUAUUCACCGCUUCUGAACCCGUUCGGUACAGGUGUCUUGUGGCGUGCCGCGUGUUCCCAUGCUAGUGCGUCUGGGUGGGACAUGCGAAUAUUUUCACCGCUUUUUGGGGUCGGUGGAGAGGAAAAUCACCGUAUUAAGGAGGGGGAAAUCCGGGUAGUGUUCUUGUUUUUGUUCUCUCGGCGGCGCUGUGAUUUUUAGCGGAGCUUGUGCAGAGGGGCAGCCUGAGAGGCGUGCCUUGGCUGGGUGCUCGGCGACUAGUGCAGGCGUCUUCAGGGCAUUCGGGGGCUGCAAGCGCCAGUAUUCUCCCGCAGGCGAUUUGAGGGUGUUCGACGUCUGGGAGGCUAUACACUACUAUCUGAAGAAUCACUGCUAUCAACCGUCGAUCGUCGAUCUAGCGGCUACCAGAGUCCAGCCUGUCGCUGUUUACUUUCCAGGAGCUCCAUGUGCUCUGUUUUGCUUUUAGCUGAACCACUCCUCUGUGAUGGCUAUAUAGCUACUUGUUUUCCUUCAUUUUGGGAUCAUGAUUAUUGUAUAUGGGUGUUAACCCUAGCUGCCGGUGGCGUGCUACCUUAUCUUCCCUUGCUCCAAGUAAUAGAAACCCCAGUUUGAGAUCCCAAAUUCUUCUCUGAAAUUGUGAUUCAUAGCUUGGAGUUCAGUUGAUUAUGGUCAGGUUCCUGACAAUUGGUAUCUAGAGCCAGUCGGUUCUUGGCGGGAGGCGUGAUCUGGAGUGCAAAUCCCUCUUCAAGCUCCAGAUCAGGAGGCGGAGAUAGAUCGGAGGUGGCCGGAGAGGCGUUGUUUGGGUGCGGUCAGAGUUCAGCCUGGUUGCAGAGGAACAUUUCCUCCGUACUAAAAUCCCAGUUCUGAACUCCGUUUGUGCGUCGGUGGUGAGGAUAAGAAAGAGUUCCAGGACUUCCAAGACAUGGUGAACCGCAACUUCAUCACCAUGCAGCAGAAUUUUGACAAAAUUCAAGAGAACUUCAGACGCCUGCUACUAGACCCUGAACAUGAAGAAACUGAUGAUCAAUCUGCUCAAGGCAGUGUGCAGGUCAAGGACACAGUGAACAAGUCUCCUGUAGCACCACUUGGUAGACCUAAGCAGCUACAGGUACCCACACCACCUUCAGUUACCAUGCCAGAGAAACAACACCCCCCUGCAGUGGGUACAGCUACACUAAGGGACCAACAUGGCAAGGAGCUCAAUUUGGACGGCACGGCCAAAGUUCCUUAUAGGCACCCUAAUUUUGGCCAUCCAAGAGCAGAUCAGGCUACAGCUGGAGGUCACGCAGCUGCAGGAGCUCAGGGAACACAACAAGCACCUGUUCAAUUAGAAGAACUGGAGGCAGAACAUGAGUUAGAGGCCAACUUCCAAAGAUCAAGACCUGCUACACCUAUUGAUUGCAGAAGGAAUGUACUGACAGUCAAGCCCGCAAAACUGAACUUAUCUGAAUUUGAAGGUGAUGACCCUGACUCUUGGAUCCAGAACUUAGAGCAAUACUUUUCUGCUGCAAGAACACCAGUAGAACACAGGAGUGAACUAGCUGUAUCAUAUCUCAAGGGGCCUGCAGCCCAAGUGUUAGGCAUUCUGCAAGACAACCAACUAUAUGCCAAGAUGGACAAAUGCUUUUUCGGCCAAUCUGAAGUAGAAUACUUAGGCCAUGUCAUUAACAAGGAUGGAGUGGCCACGGAUCCUGCAAAAAUACUUGCAAUUCAGGAAUGGCCAGCACCCACAAAUGUCACUGAACUCAGGAGUUUUCUGGGAUUAAGUGGAUAUUAUAGGAGAUUCAUACAAGGAUAUGGUGUUAUAUGCAGACCCCUCUUUGACUGCUUGAAGAAAGAUGCAUUUUCUUGGACAGAUCAACAGCAACAAGCCUUCUUAACACUUAAGGAGAAACUGACAAAUGCACCUGUUCUAGCACUACCCAACUUCACCAAACCUUUCAUAUUGGAGGCUGAUGCUUGUGGAUAUGGACUCGGGGCUGUAUUAAUGCAAGGCAAAGCUAUUUCCUAUUUCAGCAAAAGCAUUGGACCUAAAGCAGCAGUCCUUAUCUACAUAUGACAAGGAGGCCCUAGCAAUCAUUGAAGCUGUCAAGAAAUGGAAACACUACUUCCUGGCUACCUCCCUGGUAAUUAGGACAGACCAACAGAGCUUCAAAUACAUCCAAGAACAAAAGUUGACUGAAGGCAUUCAACACAAGUUAUUGCUCAAACUUUUGGGAUACAACUUUACAGUCGAGUACAAGAAAGGAAAGGAGAAUAAGGUUGCUGAUGCCUUGUCAAGAGUUAAAGUACAUGGUCUCUAUGCUCUAUGCUAGUGCCAACACUCCCACAUGGGUCAAAGAAGUAGUACAAAGCUACAAGUCUGACAGCAAGGUGCAGGACCUAAUAGCUGAAUGCACUGUCAGUAAAGACACCAACACUGCUUACUCUUACAAGAAUGGAAUUCUACGAUUCCAUAACAAAAUUGUGGUAGGCACGGCAACUACACUCAGACAAGACAUCUUGAAAACCUUCCAUGCUUCUGAAUUAGGAGGACACUCCGGAGAAAGAGCAACAUAUCAAAGAGUUAAACUUGUCUUUCACUGGCAGGGCCUUAAACAAGAUGUCAUUGCUUUUGUCAAAGAAUGCCCAGUAUGCCAACUCAACAAAGCUGAACACACUCCCUAUCCGGGCCUCCUGGACCCAUUGCCUGUCCCUGAUUUUGCCUGGGCACACAUCAGCAUGGACUUUGUGGAAGGUCUGCCCGUGUCUGAAAACAAAGAUGUCAUAUUGGUGGUGGUGGACAGGUUCACCAAAUAUGCACACUUCAUAGCUAUGAAGCACCCUAUCACAGUGCAGUCGGUGGCAAGAGCAUUUGUAUGGUUUUCCUCCCCCAAUGGUUGCAGAAUCAGCUCUCCCUGGCACAAUUUGUGAGGACAGUGACAAUCUCCUCCAGAACAAAGAAGUGGCACUGACAUCAUCAAGCAGAACCUCCUCAAGGCACGAGCCAGAAUGAAGCACUACGCUGACAAAAGAAGAAAAGAAAGAGAAUUUUCUAUAGGUGACAUGGUGUACUUGAAGUUGCAGCCUUACAGACACACAUCCCUCAGCUUGCACAGACAGCUUAAGCUGCAUUCCAAGUUUUAUGGGCCUUUCCGAGUUCUCCAAAGAAUUGGCAAGGUCCCUUACCAACUACUUCUACCUGAAGGUUGCCAGCUGCAUCACACAUUUCAUGUGAGCCAGCUCAAGAAGCACAUUGGCCCUCAAGUCUUCAUCCCUUCCAAGCAUUUGCCCCUGGUAGGACCUGAUGGACUUAUUCAGAUGGAGCCUGAAGCAGCAUUGGAAAGGAAACUUAUUCCACGACCUCAAGGUAACAUCAGUAUCCAGGUGGUGCGGUGGCUAGUCAAAUGGGUUAACCUGCCCCUUGAAGCUGCCACUUGGGAGGACUCGGCUUCCAUUCAGAAGGUUUUCCCAUCAUUCCAAGCUUGAGGACAAGCUUUGUCUCAAUUGGGGGGAAUUGUCAGGCUAUACACUGCUAUCUGAAGAAUCACUGCUAUCAACCGUCGAUCGUCGAUCGUCGAUCUAGCGGCUACCAGAGUCCAGCCUGUCGCUGUUUACUUUCCAGGAGCUCCACGUGCUCUGUUUUUCUUUUAGCUGAACUACUCCUCUGUAAUGGCUAUAUAGCUACUUGUUUCCCUUCAUUUUGGGAUCAUGAUUAUUGUAUAUGGGUGUUAACCCUAGCCGCCGGUGGCGUGCUACCUUAUCUUCCCUUCCUCCAAGUAAUAGAAACCCCAGUUUGAGAUCC
Molecule: messenger RNA, 5993 nt
Organism: Triticum aestivum (bread wheat)
Lineage: Eukaryota; Viridiplantae; Streptophyta; Magnoliopsida; Poales; Poaceae
Exons: 10
Coding region: 452-2026 (524 amino acids)
Molecular function (GO): protein binding
Source: RefSeq, a predicted model, not a curated record